Molecule: messenger RNA, 498 nt
Organism: Nerophis lumbriciformis (worm pipefish)
Lineage: Eukaryota; Metazoa; Chordata; Actinopteri; Syngnathiformes; Syngnathidae
Source: RefSeq, a predicted model, not a curated record
AUGUCCGCGUCAUUGAUUAGGAGAGGACUGGAGCUGCUAAGCAACGACAUUAAAAGUGAAAAUAAGGCUAAGAAGAAGGUGACGACGCCCAGCUCCGCUGCAGCGAUGGCGAUGGUGAGCACCAACCGCCAGGGCGUCACCCGCCAGGUCAAACGGUUGCAGGGUCGACUCGGGCAAUCCAAGAGCAAAGCAACGGUCAAGGACAAGCGAGUCAAAUGUGCCCUCGAGGAGUUCAAGAAGAAAAAGGGAGAAAGUCAGAUGAAGGUCAACCUCAAAUACUUCAUGAGAACUAGCAUCAAGGCGACAGAUUCGGACACGAAGAAAAUCCAGAACUACAAUACAGGAAGACAGUCCCGCGAUCGUCCCAAGAACCUUGUUGCUCAAAAGCCCAAAGAGACCAAGUCGGUGUUCACGGAGGAGGAGUUUCAGCAGUUUCAGAAGGAAUAUUUUGGCAGGACCGUGGAACUGAACAAAAAUAAUUCCUCCCAAAAACACUGA